Acanthochromis polyacanthus (spiny chromis) is the source of this 1753-nucleotide messenger RNA. Its product is annotated as zinc transporter 2-like. The transcript is spliced from 8 exons. Gene Ontology annotation, molecular function: zinc ion transmembrane transporter activity. The coding region runs from base 298 to 1440 and encodes 380 amino acids. Gene Ontology annotation, biological process: zinc ion transmembrane transport; response to zinc ion. Gene Ontology annotation, cellular component: plasma membrane. The record is from RefSeq and is a predicted model, not a curated record. NCBI's taxonomy places the organism in Eukaryota, Metazoa, Chordata, Actinopteri, Pomacentridae.
GAUCAUGUCAACAUUCCCACAUAUUUUUCUACUCUUUCCACUUUUCCCUGCUUGUAAACUUUGCACAUUUUAAAAUUCCUGCAAAAUGAAUGUUAAUAAAUUUGAAUUAUGCUGGAAAAUGUCUCGGAGUUGUGCUUUCACGUCGCCUCUUUGCUCAGUAACCAUUGGCUCCUGCAGCGCUCCACCCCUGACAGAUAACUUGUGUGUUUUCGAGCAGGUGGUAAGUUGUCAAGCUUCACUUUAACUCCAGCUAAACCUAAUAAUCAGUGAGUCUCUAACGUGCGGUCGCUUAAAGACAUGGAGCUCUCAACAGAUUCAGAGAGGCAGCAGCUGAUUGAGACUCACUUGGAGCAUCUAAUAUGGACGAGUCCCCCAGAAGAAAAAUAUUCAGACUCGGAGUUCAGUGAGGAAAGCUCCAGUGUGGACGGCUUGUGGGAGUCUGGCUGGUUUUGUGAGGAGACGACUGCGACGUCUGAAAGUCAGACGAGACAUUCGGCCAGAAAGAAACUCUACGUCGCCUGCGCUGUCAGCCUCGUGUUCAUGACCGGAGAGCUGAUUGGUGGAUACGCUGCUCACAGUCUGGCCAUCAUGACGGACGCAGCUCAUCUUCUGACCGACUUCGGCAGCAUCGUGGUCAGCAUCUUCUCUCUGUGGGUCUCAUCCAGGCCUCAGACACAAAAUAUGACCUUUGGGUGGCAUCGGGCAGAGAUUCUGGGCAUGCUGCUGUCCAUCGUGUCCAUCUGGGCUGUGACGGUGGUCCUGGUCUUAUCGGCCGUCCAGAGGAUCACUGAUGGAGACUACGAGAUCAACAGUCAGAUCAUGCUCGUAACUUCAGGCUGUGCUGUCGGGGUCAACGUCCUGAUGGUCCUGAUCCUGCAUCAGUCCGGCGCCCCACACGGCCACAGCCACGGGCUUCCCACCGGCCAGACGCACAAAGACAAACAGCAUCACGGUCACAGUCAUAGUCAUGGGAACGCGAGCGUGAAGGCGGCUUUCAUCCACGUGGUGGGAGAUCUGCUGCAGAGCGUCGGCGUCCUGCUGGCUGCCACCAUCAUCCACUUCUGGCCUGAAUAUAAAGUUGCGGAUCCGAUUUGCACGUUCCUGUUCUCGGUUCUGGUUGUUGCGACAACAUUUCCGGUCACGAAGGAUGUUUUCAGGAUCCUGAUGGAAGGAACUCCUCAGGAUCUGAGCUUCAGCGCUGUCAAAGAUCUGCUGCUGUCUGUGAGAGGAGUCGCUGCCGUUCACGGUUUGCACAUGUGGAGCGUCAACAUGAGUCAGUCUCUGCUUUCAGUCCACGUGGCUGCAGAAGAAGAUUCUGAUUCCCAGGUGAUCCUCAGGAAGGCGACAAAGCUGCUGAGAUCCAAGUUCGGUUUUUCCAGCAUCACGAUUCAAGUGGAGCGAUGCAGGAUUGCUGCCGACAGCCUUGAAGCUGUGAGAUGAGUCCGGACCAGACUAAUGACUGGAAAAGAAACAAAUGAGGGAGAGAGUUCCUCGAGAAAACGGUUGCUGCAGUGAAACCGCGUCUGACUCGAACGUUUUACGGCAGGACUGUUGUGGGAGCAGAUAAUUAACAGCUUCACACUGCAGGGGAUGUUCAGGAAGUAGUCAGACCCCGUCACUUUUUGCAAGUUUUAUUAAAUUAAAAUAUAAUUAGCAUUCUUAGUUUAAUCUGCUCCUAAUAUCCCAAAAUAACAACAAGAAAGCAUGUUUUUAUUUAUUUUUCGUGUGGAUUUAUUAAAGGUUUUCAGACCUG